AUGUUUACCCCCAUCCUUACGUUGAGAUCGCAGUCCCCAAUGGUUUCUAGCACUCCCUUUAAAUCUGUCCAAAGCAGCCGGCUACAGUCUCGGUCAACAGGUGUCGCGCGAGAUGAUUCAGAUGAUGAACUCGGUAUCGAUGAUCUCCCAUGGGAGUGGAUUUACGAAUCUUCCAGCUCCAAUUCUUUAGACAGGGCUGAUGAUGAUGGUACCGAUGUUACCCGGAAACGCAAACGUACCAACGGCGAACGUCGCAUCGUCGGGGCCACCUUAGGCACCUUCCAGUGCCACAUAGGCGACUGUGUUCUUCUUAAAGCUGAAGGGUCUAAAGAGGCAUGGGUCGCUGUCAUUUGCGAAUUCGUGGAAGACGAUGAUGGCGAAAAGGCAGCCAACUUCAUGUGGUUUUCUACCGAGAAGGAAAUUCGCAACAAGCAAAGGAAACGCUUAGAUUUCUUGCCUAAUGAGCUGUAUAUUUCGCCUUCGUGGGACGUUAACCCACUUGCCGCCAUCAAUGGCAAGGCAAUAGUUUUGUCACUUGGAGAAUUCUCCAAACAGUAUCCAUCCGGGAGGGUUCCCCGAUCCUCGCCCGAUCACGGCAAGGUGUUCGUUUGUCGCCGUGCAUGCAACACUCGGACCGCGAACUAUACUGAAGAGUUCACGUGGGAGGACGUAUAUCGAGCUGACGUGAAGGGCGUACACAAUUUAAUCCAGUUUGUCAAAACGCAGACCAGGUCGACGAGGAGGCGUUACCAUGACAGAGAGUCGACGCCUGAGAUGCCUUUUGCCCUUACAGAAAGCACUAUAGGUGCUGUAACGCCAAGAAGGACAGUCAAGCCAGAGGCUGCCACACCCCGUGGCGGUCAUUGCACACCAACAACGCCUUCGUCUCGUAAACGGGUCACGGUAAAGAAGACGUUGGAGUUUACACCACUGGGCACGCGAAAAUUGGCGUCGACUCACCUGCAGGGAUCUCCUUUUCAGCUGGCGCGAUCCCAACUUCAUGUGGCCUCAGUUCCAUCCAGUCUGCCUUGUCGAGAGGGUGAGUUUUCGUUGGUAUACUCACACCUUGAAGCAGCGAUUGCAGAUGGAACAGGAAGCUGCAUUUACAUUGCUGGGACUCCUGGUACUGGCAAAACCGCAACAGUCCGCGAAGUUAUAUCUCGUUUAGAGGACUGCGUGAGAGCCGACGAGCUGGAUGAUUUUAUAUUUGUCGAGAUAAAUGGCAUGAAAAUUACUGACCCACACCAGUCGUACAGCUUAUUAUGGGAGGCGCUCAAAGGAGAUCGUGUCAGCCCUUCACAGGCUCUUGAUCUACUGGAGCGGGAGUUCAACAAUCCUAGUCCUCGCCGUACGCCGUGCGUAGUCCUAAUGGACGAGUUGGAUCAACUUGUAACUAGAAACCAAAGUGUCAUGUACAACUUCUUCAACUGGCCUAGUCUGCGACACAGCAGGCUUAUUGUACUAGCCGUUGCGAAUACCAUGGACCUCCCAGAAAGAACCCUCAGCAACAAAAUUAGCAGUCGCAUAGGCCUGACCAGAAUCACAUUUCCAGGCUACAAUCACGAGCAACUGAUGAAGAUCAUACAAUCCAGGCUCGAGGGCGUACCUGGGAAUGUUGUUGAAGCAGAUGCCAUCCAAUUCGCCAGCCGAAAGGUUGCUGCGGUCAGUGGCGAUGCAAGAAGAGCCUUAGAUAUUUGUAGGCGAGCUGUAGAGCUGGCUGAAUAUGAGAGCUGCGUUGACUCUGAGGGAGUGACUGGAAAGGGGCAGAGGCAAUCAGAAGGGAAGAGGAAAACGUCCACAAAGGUCACGAUAUCAACUGUAAAACGGGCCAUAAACGAGGCAACAACAAAUCCGAUACAGCAAUAUCUACGAUCACUGGCGUUUACACCAAAACUUCUCUUGAGUUCAAUGCUUGUCAGGAUCCAAAGAAAUGGCACGGUUGAGACGACCUUUGGUGAUGUUAUGGACGAAUUGCACCGCAUCAUCAAAUUAGACACAUGCGCCUUAGACUCAGGCGUUAUUACGGCCCUGGUGGGCGGGUCCAUGAGCGGUCUAAUGGCAGGUGAUUUGAGCCAGGUCAGUGGAAGCGCUCGGGUGGCGGAGGCCAUGGGACUUCCUCGUGUGGCAGUUGAACUGGUUGGGGCAGGUAUCAUUGUUCUUGAAGCACAAAGGGCUGAGAGGCCAAGUAAGAUGCGCCUCGCAGUUGGGGAAGAGGAAAUCAGAAUGGCGUUUCGAGACGACAGUGAAGUCAGGGCCCUUGGUCUUUUUUUCUAG
Colletotrichum truncatum is the source of this 2274-nucleotide messenger RNA. RefSeq names its product origin recognition complex subunit 1 (ATPase). The record is from RefSeq and is a predicted model, not a curated record. Gene Ontology annotation, cellular component: nuclear origin of replication recognition complex. Gene Ontology annotation, biological process: mitotic DNA replication checkpoint signaling; DNA replication initiation. Gene Ontology annotation, molecular function: ATP binding; ATP hydrolysis activity; chromatin binding. NCBI's taxonomy places the organism in Eukaryota, Fungi, Ascomycota, Sordariomycetes, Glomerellales, Glomerellaceae.